Molecule: messenger RNA, 2906 nt
Organism: Tupaia belangeri chinensis (Chinese tree shrew)
Lineage: Eukaryota; Metazoa; Chordata; Mammalia; Scandentia; Tupaiidae
Gene: NAP1L1
Product: nucleosome assembly protein 1 like 1
Exons: 16
Coding region: 139-1314 (391 amino acids)
Biological process (GO): nucleosome assembly
Cellular component (GO): nucleus
Source: RefSeq, a predicted model, not a curated record
GGGGGAGUCUUUGUGACCACGUUUCCUGUUAAUGCUGUUCGUGUGCUGCCACCUCUAUCUGCUGCUCACUGGCUGACAUGUGUGAAAAUGAAUAUGAAUUUUCCUGGCAUCCUGUAAGAUAUUUGAAGUUCUUACAACAUGGCAGACAUUGACAACAAAGAACAGUCUGAACUUGAUCAAGAUUUGGAUGAUGUUGAAGAAGUAGAAGAAGAAGAAACUGGUGAAGAAACAAAAAUCAAAGCGCGUCAGCUGACUGUUCAGAUGAUGCAAAAUCCUCAGAUUCUUGCAGCCCUUCAAGAAAGACUUGAUGGUCUGGUAGAAACACCAACAGGAUACAUUGAAAGCUUGCCUAGGGUAGUUAAAAGACGAGUGAAUGCUCUGAAAAACCUUCAAGUCAAAUGUGCACAGAUAGAAGCCAAAUUUUAUGAGGAAGUUCAUGAUCUUGAAAGGAAGUAUGCUGUUCUCUAUCAGCCUCUAUUCGAUAAGCGGUUUGAGAUCAUUAAUGCAAUUUAUGAACCUACAGAAGAAGAAUGUGAAUGGAAACCGGAUGAGGAAGAUGAAAUUUCGGAGGAACUGAAGGAAAAGGCUAAGAUCGAAGAUGAGAAAAAGGAUGAAGAAAAGGAAGACCCUAAGGGAAUUCCUGAAUUUUGGUUGACUGUUUUUAAGAAUGUUGACUUGCUCAGUGAUAUGGUUCAGGAACAUGAUGAACCUAUUCUGAAGCACUUGAAAGAUAUUAAAGUGAAAUUCUCAGAUGCUGGCCAGCCUAUGAGUUUUGUCUUAGAAUUUCACUUUGAACCCAAUGAAUAUUUUACAAAUGAAGUGUUGACAAAGACAUAUAGAAUGAGGUCAGAACCAGAUGAUUCUGAUCCCUUUUCUUUUGAUGGACCAGAAAUUAUGGGUUGUACAGGGUGCCAGAUAGAUUGGAAAAAAGGGAAGAAUGUCACUUUGAAAACCAUUAAGAAGAAGCAGAAACACAAGGGACGUGGGACAGUUCGUACUGUGACUAAAACAGUUUCCAAUGAUUCCUUCUUUAAUUUUUUUGCCCCUCCUGAAGUUCCCGAGAGUGGAGAUCUGGAUGAUGAUGCUGAAGCUAUACUUGCUGCAGACUUUGAAAUUGGUCACUUUUUACGUGAACGUAUUAUCCCAAGAUCAGUGUUAUACUUUACUGGAGAAGCAAUUGAAGAUGAUGAUGAUGAUUAUGAUGAAGAAGGUGAAGAAGCAGAUGAGGAAGGGGAAGAAGAAGGAGAUGAGGAAAAUGAUCCAGACUAUGACUCGAAGAAGGAUCAAAACCCAGCAGAAUGCAAGCAGCAGUGAAGCAGGAUGUAUGUGGCCUUGAGGAUAACCUGCACUGGUCUGCCUUCUGCUUCCCUGGAAAGGAUGAAUUAACAUCAUUUGACAAGCCUAUUUCAAGUUUUUUUUGUUGUUGUUGUUGUCGUUUGUUUGUUUGCUUGCUUGUUUUAUUUUUGCAGCCUAAAAUAAAAAUAUCAAAUACAAUUUUAGUUCUCAUAAGACAAUGUCUUAAUUUUGUACUAAUUCAGGUAGGAGCAGAGGCCUAGCUUGGAUUAUGUCUUGUACAUAGUUUACCGUUAUUGAAGAAAAGGGUGCCAGCUUUGGAACAGGUAAUACAUCUAAUAAGCAGGUGUUUUUAGAAAAUAAAUGAUGUGAACCCUUUUAAACAAAAAAUUAAGAGGUUAAAUUUUAUUUUCUUUGGGUAAAACUAUAGAGAAAGGCCCCAAGCCUUUAUGGUUUAUUCUGAUUCUUACUGCUUAAAGUAUGUCAAUUACCCAUACUUCUGUUUUACUAUUGUAUUAAAAUGGGUAGUACUGUUUACUUAACUACCUCACAGAUAUGUUAAGGCAUAUUAAGUUAAAUUUCAUGAAGUGUUUCUCAGUCUCAUUAAAUUAAGCUCAAAAAUUGGACCUACUUGUACCACAAGUGUGAUGUUCAGCAUCUUAACUCACACCAGUCUUUGUGUAAUUAAACUGGAAAAACAAAGGUUAAGUACCUCUAUUUUGGAUGUGGGUAGGCAAUACUCUUUUUAGAGCUUUGUAUGGCUCCUAUUUUAAUAGAAGUGAGUGGAUAAACUAUUUUCCAAAGUUCCAAGGAUUUUUUUCAGGUAUUUUACAUUCCCAUAUUGUGGUAAAUACUUAAAGAAAUCAUGGGACUGAAGUGGAAAUUAAGACCAUUUUUGGGACGGGAAAUACCAUUAAAUUAGACUGUAGAGCCACAUUUAAAAUACCUCAGGCUAAUUACUGUUAAUUUUGGGGGAUGAGCUUUUCUUUUUUUUUUUUUUUUUUUGACAGGGCGGACUGAUUGGAUAGUAAUCACAGGAAGGCCUGCAGUUGUUUCUCAAUACAAUUACAUUGGGUUCAUUGUUAGAGGUGAUAGCAGUUCCUUGAAAACUUGGUAUUAAAGUCUAGGAAUGUGAACACGUUUUUAUUUGUGUAGUACUAUCGACUUCUGAGAUUUUAGGUAACUACUGGAAAUCCUUAACCACUUACAAGAGUUUCUUAUUUUCAAAAUGAUUUUGGUUGCUUUGAUUAGACAUUCUGUGCUAAUAUUUUGUUGUUAACCAUAGCUCAUCUAAACACAGCUUUUUCUGAACUUUAACAUUUUUAAUUAAAAGCUAGAAUCCCAUUUUUAAUGAAUUUGGAAAAUCAUUUUUUAAAAAUUUCCUUUAGGAAAUAGCUAUUGCCAAAGCAAAGAGGUAGAUAAUAGUUUAUUUUGUUGCAUAAUGGGGAUGUGGUUUGCAGAGAAAUUGUUUUCUUUAUAAAGUCAGGGUUGGAGUUUACAAAAGAUAUCAGUGUUCAUCUGUGCCAUUUCUCCAGUUCCAAAUGGUUCUAUUCCAUUUUAGAAGUUUGAAAUAUGUAACUUGAAAUGCUUAAUAAAAUUUGGAUUUAAUUUUA